This is a messenger RNA of Chaetomium strumarium, 1102 nucleotides long. RefSeq names its product WD40-repeat-containing domain protein. Gene Ontology annotation, molecular function: protein binding. NCBI's taxonomy places the organism in Eukaryota, Fungi, Ascomycota, Sordariomycetes, Sordariales, Chaetomiaceae. The transcript has a single exon. The annotation marks the transcript as partial. The record is from RefSeq and is a predicted model, not a curated record.
AUCCAGCGACCGGCCAGUGCGUGUCGACGCUCGAGGGCCAUAGCGGCCCGGUCUACUCUGUAGCCUGGUCGCCCGAUGCGAGCCGGCUGGCGUCGGCGUCCGGCGACAACACCGUCAAGAUCUGGGAUCCAGCGACCGGCCAGUGCGUGGUGACGCUCGAGGGCCAUAGCGGCCCGGUCACCUCUGUGGCCUGGUCGCCCGAUGUGAGCCGGCUGGCAUCGGCGUCCGGCGACGAGACCGUCAAGAUCUGGGAUCCAGCGACCGGCCAGUGCGUGUCGACGCUCGAGGGCCAUAGCGGCCAGGUCGACAGUCUCCAGUUUCAUGAAUAUAACCCCGACCUUGUACAUACCGAACUUGGCAUAUUCGACUUGAAAACCGUCGGAAUCUGUACGGCCUUUGACCCUACCUCUACUGAUCGUUCAUCACCAGUCGCUAUUGGAUACGGCUUGAGCAGCAACGGUACCUGGAUUACGUAUAAAGGAGAAAACCUGCUAUGGCUGCCGCCUGAGUAUCGGCCAUCAUCUUCUGCUAUAUCUGGAACGGCUGUGUCAAUCGGCUGUUCUUUAGGCCGUAUCUUGUUCUUCAUCUUCACAGACAGCAAUCUGAUUCAGUAGUGGUGCUCUUUACUUUUGACGUUCUGGCUCCUUGCACUUUCUCUAUUUUUCUUUUCACAGCGUGCCACAGGAAGGGUGUGGGAGAACCGGUUAAUUUGUAGCUUCCUAUGCUAAUUUCUGGCACUUUCGAGAAGUUUCCUCAAAGCUAGAAGUCAAUUCGGCACCGUAACGGUCAGGGGGUAUGGACCCUUUAUAUAUUGCUAAUAAAGGUCUUAUUUUAAAUGGGCAAAGAGGCGGCCGCGGAUUAUACUAUACCAGUUGAACUCGGCCCAGAUACUGGAGUUGGAGCCCCGGGUGCUCAUCACAUUUCAUUAGCUUGGCUGCAGGACACUCAGACGACAUCAUCACCAUUUGCUGUUACCCUCAAUUGAUUGCUAAUUAGCUGCCUGUGCGCAGCGACCCUCUGUUCACCUACUCCGUGCCACACUGCAACGAUGCGACUUGCGGAUGUUGACUUUGCACACCUGCGAGUAGGUCCUCGGUCGAGG